This is a messenger RNA of Ylistrum balloti, 1866 nucleotides long. RefSeq names its product mucin-2-like. The record is from RefSeq and is a predicted model, not a curated record. The coding region runs from base 1 to 1866 and encodes 621 amino acids. The transcript is spliced from 11 exons. Lineage: Eukaryota; Metazoa; Mollusca; Bivalvia; Pectinida; Pectinidae.
AUGGCAAGGCAGUUGGGGAGACAGGUAAGAGAGGAUUACGACGUGCCGUGGGAGAACAUCAUGGAUGACAGGAUAUAUAGCAAUAUAAGUAAUCAAGGCCAAAAACAAAGGUCACAUCCUAUUGGAACCGGAGAUAAUGCUAGAGAUCAUAAUGCUGACGAUAUUGGCACAUUUGGUCGUCGGUCAACGAAUUCCAAUCGGACAAAUAGAAACUCCGACUAUCUUCAGUUAAUGGAAUAUCAAAUGGGAGGCUCUCAAUAUUCUCUUAGUGACCCAACGCAAGUGUACGACAACCCAUCUUACUCAAGAGAACACUUCCCAGCUGGACGUUACAAGAAGCAUAGGACUUACUCAGAAUCAACGUCCGGUAGUUGUAAUCGUCCAUGCGUUAUUGGGGCCGUUGUUUUCGUAGUGGUCAUUGCUCUCGCGGCAGCUGGAGUCGGAAUCUACUUUGGACUUUUUCGACAAGAGUCAAUGAAAGUGACACCAACGCCUGCUACACAGUCAGUGUACACGACAGAGUUAAGAUUGAGAGAUCAGACCUGGGAUACGAGACUCCUGGACCCAAAUAGUUCACAGUUUGCUGCGAUGAAGACUGAUGUUCAGUCUGAUCUCACUACAAUAAUGCUUGCGAGUAGUCUAAGAUCAAAGUACCAAAGCGUGGAGGUGACCAGCUUCAGUCCGGGAAGUAUAAAAGUUCAGUGUUUAAUGAGGCUUCUUGAAGAUGCUCUCUCCGCGGAAGAUGUAAAAUCCAGCUUGAUUGAGUCCUAUAAUUCUAUCAACAAGAUCAGCCUUAAGGUCACCAAAGACCUGGAUACAGUCGCAAUCACAAUUUCUGUGACACAGACCACAACUAUCAUAUCUUUACCACCAACAUCAACUCCAGUUACCCCUCUUUCCACCGUUGCACCAUCUACAUUACCAACAACGACCACAACAACUCCAACAACUCAAUCAACCACAACUCCAACAACAACCACCACCACCUCAACAACUACUACCACAACUCCAACAACUACAACUACAACUCCAAUAACUACAACUACAACAACCACAGCUAAAACCAUAACAACCACAACUACAACUCGUACUACAACAACCACUACUCCUACAACUACAACAAAAAUUCCAAUCACUAUUACAACGACAACGCCAACUACAACCACAACAACUACUGCUACCACAACCCCAACUACAACGAGUAUAACUACGUCUCCUACUACAACCACUAUCCCUACAACUACGACAACUCCGUUAACAACAACUCCGACUACUACAACCACUACCCCUAAAACUACAACGCCGACCCCUGCUGCAACAACUACUACCUCAACAACUACAACUCCCACCCCGACUACAACAACAACCACGACCUCAACAACCACUACUCAACCAACUACUACAACAACAACCAACCCUACAACUACAACCACAACAUCGAUUAUCGUCCGAACUACAGCAGGUCCGGCAACUCCAGACGUCUGUCGAAAUAGUACCUUGGCUAUACAGUUUUUAUUCGAAUGCUUUGAUUUUCAAACAUUCUUGGCACUUUCCUCAGAUGACGCCAAAUGCACGUACCUCGCUGGUGUUGGGAACUGCCUUCAGACAAAAAUAGAGACAACUUACAGCGUCGCCUGUUCAUAUAGUGACCAGCUUAACAUAAUUAAUUCUUUUGCUGGCGUAGUUUCACAAGCACUUCAGUUUGACUUAAUUGCAAUAUGUGACGGAAUGAAGCGUGCAGUUUUGUUUUACUUUGGGGGAAACCAGAAGACGAUUGGCCCCAUGCCUGUUCACCCUAAGGCUCGGUAUGAGCUUUUCUUCGAAUAUUCCAAGCCGUUAAACCUCCUUGACAGACUUGCUUGGUGA